Myxocyprinus asiaticus (Chinese sucker) is the source of this 3373-nucleotide messenger RNA. RefSeq names its product metastasis-associated protein MTA2-like. Lineage: Eukaryota; Metazoa; Chordata; Actinopteri; Cypriniformes; Catostomidae. Bases 418 to 2412 code for a protein of 664 amino acids. Gene Ontology annotation, cellular component: nucleoplasm; NuRD complex. Gene Ontology annotation, molecular function: sequence-specific DNA binding; transcription coactivator activity; chromatin binding. The record is from RefSeq and is a predicted model, not a curated record. The transcript is spliced from 18 exons. Gene Ontology annotation, biological process: negative regulation of transcription by RNA polymerase II.
GAUGACGUCGGUGAGCGUGUGUGAGAGUGAAACAGAGCGGAGGUGAAGAAGAGGAGGAUGAAGCAGGGAGCGGAGGAUGGGAGGAAGAGUGGCGUGAGAGGAAGAGAAAGAGAUAGAUAGGCUGGCUAUCAAGGGCUCGUGUGUGCAUGCCUGUGUGAAUGCGUCAAUGUCUGAGAGCGCCGAAACAAAGACGCGAGUUAUUUUUUUACCAUCCGAAGAAACACUGUAGCGGAAACUUUAAACUUUUACCCGCCAGAACGGCAGCGCCGUGCCGGGUCCCGGCUUUGUCUCGCGACGGGUGGGAAGUACGCCAAUGCAUGCGAGAAUAUAAAUAAACUGCUCCGCUUUUUGGAUUCACAUUUUGCCCACACAACAAGAGAAGCCUUCGUUAUUGUGUUUGUUUAGGGGAGUGAGAGAAUGGCGGCCAACAUGUACCGAGUUGGAGAUUAUGUGUAUUUUGAAAACUCCUCCAGCAACCCAUAUCUGAUCCGCAGAAUAGAAGAACUUAACAAGACGGCCAAUGGAAAUGUAGAAGCCAAGGUUGUCUGUCUCUUCAGGCGGAGAGAUAUAUCUACCAACCUGAACACACUCGCAGAUAGCAAUGCAAGAGACUUUGAAGAUGAGUCCAAGCAGCCUUCAAUGUCAGAACAGCAGAAACACCAGCUCAAGCACAGAGAACUGUUCCUGUCUCGACAGUUUGAGUCUCUUCCUGCCACACACAUACGAGGAAAAUGCAACGUCACACUUUUGAAUGAGACUGAUGUUUUAACAGGUUACCUAGAGAGAGAGGACUGUUUCUUCUACUCUCUGGUGUUUGACCCAGUACAGAAGACCCUGCUGGCAGACCAGGGAGAGAUCAGAGUGGGAUCCAAAUACCAGGCAGAGAUCCCUGACAAACUGGCUGAAGGUGAAUCAGACAAUCGAGUGCAGGAGAAGCUUGAGACAAAGGUUUGGGAUCCUAAUAACCAGCUGAAGGAUCCUCAGAUAGACCAGUUCCUGGUGGUGGCACGAGCCGUUGGCACGUUCGCACGUGCGCUAGACUGUAGCAGUUCCAUACGCCAGCCCAGUCUGCACAUGAGUGCAGCUGCAGCAUCUAGAGACAUCACACUGUUCCAUGCCAUGGACACUUUGCAAAAGAAUGGCUAUGACCUGGCCAAGGCCAUGUCCACACUGGUGCCACAGGGCGGCCCGGUGCUGUGCAGAGAUGAGAUGGAGGAGUGGAGCGCCUCAGAAGCCAUGCUGUUUGAGGAGGCUCUUGAGAAAUACGGCAAAGACUUUAACGACAUCCGCCAAGACUUUUUGCCCUGGAAGUCAUUGGCUAGUGUGGUCCAGUUCUACUACAUGUGGAAGACUACUGAUCGUUACAUCCAGCAAAAAAGACUAAAGGCAGCGGAGGCCGACAGCAAACUGAAACAAGUGUACAUCCCCACCUACACCAAGCCCAACCCCAACCAGAUCAUGGCUCCUGGAAACAAGCCCGGCAUGAACGGGGCCACUGGCUACCAGAAAGGCCUCAGCUGUGAAAGCUGCCACACUACCCAGUCUCAACAGUGGUAUGCAUGGGGCCCUCCCAACAUGCAGUGCAGACUCUGUGCAUCAUGCUGGAUAUACUGGAAGAAGUACGGUGGUCUGAAAACCCCCACCCAACUAGAGGGUACCACAAGAACUGGCUCGGACGCAGCUCCACGUGGUCACAUGACCCGCCAGGAAGUACAGGGCAUGUCCCCGUUCACCAGCAGUGCCGGAAGAGCAAAGCUUCUAGCAAAAAACCGCCAAACCUUCAUCCUGCAGACCACCAAACUCACUCGAAUCGCCCGUCGGGUGUGCCAAGACAUCUUGCAGUCUCGCCGUGCAGCCCGUCGCCCCUACGCAUCUAUUAACGCCAAUGCUGUCAAAGCCGAGUGUAUGAUAAGGCUUCCUAAAGCGGCGAAGAGUGGUGUGAAGAACCGCCCUAUUCCACGACCUUCCCUCAUCAAUAUAGUUAAAGAAUUGGCUGUUCAGGCUCCUUUGAAACUUAAAGCCCCUCGAGGUGCUCCAACCCCUAUCAACCGUAACCAAGGCAACCAGCCACGGAGUGCAUCCGCCCUACUGGGCAAGAGGCCAUUUGAAAAUCAGGUUGGAGGUAAUUCUUUCUCCACCAAUGGAAGACCAUUCACAUCUGGAAUGAGAGCAGCCAACCAGUCAGUCAUUAAGAGGCAGAAGGUCAGCCAAGGAGAUGCACCGAAUCCAGUGGUGUUUGUGGCUACAAAAGACACCAGGGCUCUGAGGAAACACCUCACUCAGGCAGAGAUGAGGCGGGCAGCCAGAAAACCACACCUCCCAGUCAGAAUCAAGCUUCCCAUGCCACCCCGGCCACUUCCUAUACCCAUCUUACCCUCCAGCACCAGCGAGCCAAUCGUGUUGGAGGAUUGAGCGAUGUUCCAACAGACCGCAUCUUUUGCCAGAGCAUGUUAAAUCCAGCCACCAUCAGCUGUUCUUCUCUUUUCCUCGUCUUCUGUCAUCCCCCAAAUCCUAUACCCACAAACACACUCAUGCACCGAUGACAAACCCCCGUAUCCUUACACCAGCAUACACCUGACUCCAUAGUGUUUUACUCCCAGUGUUACAGCUUAAGGGUUAAAUUCCCUCCUUUCCCAUUGUUUUUUUUUUAAAUGCAAAUACUUUUAACUGUGUAAUUUAAAGCAAAUCAUGUUCAUUCUAAAAUGAUGUAAAAGCACACUUUAUUUUUCUCCAGCUGUCUUUGUAUAAAUAUUAACAGCAUUUUUCAAAAGUGUGUUAUUGUGCGUAUGGAAGGUGUAAAUUGUGUGAGGGAAUAGUCUUUUUACCAUCUGUUUCUUAACGUCUUGGGUCGCUUGUGUUCAAAAACUAGAGUACGAGUUGCUUCCUUUAUUGGUUUUGUACUAUAUAGAUGAAUUGAUCAGGACGCAUCUGACUUAUUGUGAUGUGCCGUUUAUUUCAACCAUUACAAGUGGUUCUAGUUUUUCAGGCCCUGUAGCAACACCCUCAUCAUGGACGGCAAUACAGCCUGCAUUUUUCACUAUACAACAGAUCUGCAAUUGGGAUGUUUUUUUUUUAUUGAAAGUCACCUGGUUUUGCAGACUUUAUCUCAAAAUCCUGCAACUGAACUACUCCAGUCAGUGAUAUGUGGAGGUAUUGUAGGAUUCUAGCUUAGUACAAACUCUCACAAACUGUUGAGGAGUUAGGAAGGCUUCUGAUUUAGUAAAGUGUCAAGAAUGUUCAUUUGAAUGUAAGGCAGACCUAGGUUUGAAGAGCCCUGUGGUCUCCCAUAGCUUCUCAAGAACGCCCCUCCUAGAGGUUUUAGAAGUUGUUAGAUGUUACAAUCAGUUUGGCCUGUUAGGUACCUCAAUAUUUA